GCGGCUUCCAAGCCUCUAAGCGUCCACUCUUGACCCUCUUGGAAAACGUCAUGCAGACUGUAGGACGAAUGUCCUCAAGGUGGUGGUUGCCGGGUACGCACGCACAAGAUGCCGCAGUCAGCUUCGAAUAGCACCGCCAGGAUGCUUCAACGCAAGACAUUUCCCCAGUGCAGCGUCGGAGAUCUGUGCUGACCGUUAGAGAGCCCCAGUGACUCACAGUAGGAACAUGGCUGACGUUUCCGAAUAUCUGGGGUUUGGCCUGUGGAACAUUCCAAUCGUCGUGAUAACGUUAUGGCGAGGCAUCCCGUCGGCCAUGUUAAUGAUGGCCAUAAACUUCGCCGCACCAAAACUCAACUUCAAAUGCCUCGAUUACAAUGCGACUGCCGAGGAACAAUGUUGGAACAACGGUACCAAAUGCAAGAGCUGGGAAUACGACCACUCGGUCUUUAGCAGAACAAUGGUAGAGGAGUGGGAAUUGGUGUGUGAUCGCGCCUGGUUAAGAUCCAUGUCUCAAUCUUUGUACCUGGGCGGAAUGCUCUUUGGCAACCUCAUUUUUGCGCAUGUAUCCGAUAGGUACGGGCGGAGGCUCACGGUGCUACUUACCAGCGUACUGAUGCUCUGUUUCGGCCUGUGUUGCGCACUCAGCCCAACCCUGCUGCUGUACAAUAUCUCGAGAUUCAUGGUGGGACUUGGAACCGGUGGCAUACAGAGUACCGCUAUAACCCUGUUCGUGGAAACAGUGCCCAGCAGGUUACGGACCUUACUGGUGGCUACCUACGGAAUUGGGUGGACUGCAGGACAGUUAGGUUUGGUGGGAACAGCGUACCUGAUUCGUGAUUGGAGAUAUCUACAAAUGACCAUUUCAUUGGUCACUCUUCCAAUCAUCGCUACCUGGUGGUUCCUGCCAGAGUCUCCCCGGUGGUUGCUGACGAAAAACAAGAUCCAGGAACUGGACAGAGAGCUGCAGAGAGCAGCGUAUUUGAACAAACUUCCAAACCUCGACAUAUCUUCCAUCGUUAGGAACAUGGAAAAGAAAGAGGAACUCACCUCGAAAGGAACAGCCAAUAUAACGGAUCUUUUUCGAGGAAGCAAACUCAGACGAUACACACUUAUAUGGUGGGCGGUGUACUUCUCUCAUCGCUUACUCUACUUCCACCUGUCAUUCGCCAGCGCCCUGCUAGGCGGAGACGUAUUCACCAAUUACGCUAUAGUGCAGUCAAUGGAACUUCCAGCUAAAGCUGUCAGCAUGGUUGCCGUCCGAUACUUUCGGAGACGAGCAACUCUUAUCACGUGCUUCGUUAUAGGAGCCGCCGCAUUCCUUUUUGCGAUGGCUUUUCCGAGAGACUCCGUCGUGGCCAAAGUUGCUACGAGCGCAGUUAGCAUGCUGUUCAUGUCGUCCGCGCUUGACAUGAUGAACGUGUACGCUGCGGAGGUGUUUCCGACCGUGCUCCGUACCGUCGGCGUCGGAUCGGCGUACAUGGCCAGCCGAGUGGGUUCCACGGCUGCUCCUUUCCUCGCAAGUAUUGGGACCGUGACACCGUACGGAGUCAUGCAAGCAACAGUGGGAUCCAUCCAAUGCUUGGUGGCCAUCGCGCUAAUUUUCAUGCCUGAAACAUUACACAGGUCCCUUCCUGACACACUGCGGGAUGCGGAAAAAUCGUGCAAAAGCGCAGGCACAACUGUGAUUCCCACGUCUGAACCGAUUCUCAAGAAGUACAACGCCAAUGCACAAGGAGAUGUAUCCUGAACAAAAAAAGAACAACAACAUGGCGGAAAGAGCGCCGCCGCAUGUUAGGCCGCAACUCCAUAAGAAGAUUCACCACAGUAUUUCAGGAUGUGAUUAAAUGACAGUAAUUACCACAUUUACUUCCUGUAACGGUUGCGUACCUUUUCAGUAUUACCGUAUUAAGUAAAGAGUUACGCAUGUGA
Molecule: messenger RNA, 1929 nt
Organism: Ornithodoros turicata
Lineage: Eukaryota; Metazoa; Arthropoda; Arachnida; Ixodida; Argasidae
Product: solute carrier family 22 member 6-like
Exons: 11
Coding region: 227-1747 (506 amino acids)
Biological process (GO): transmembrane transport
Cellular component (GO): membrane
Molecular function (GO): transmembrane transporter activity
Source: RefSeq, a predicted model, not a curated record